GGUGUUGGUGAGGCGGCCCAGGUCUAGUUUCGAAGAGCACAGGCUCCGGACGCGCAGGCUCAGCGGCCACGGCUCACUGGCCCAGCCGCUCCGCGGCAUGUGGGAUCUUCCCGGACCAGGGCACGAACUCGUGUCCCCUGCAUCGGCAGGCGGACUCUCAACCACUGCGCCACCAGGGAAGCCCAGUGCUGGUUCAUCUUACAAUGAAUGGCAUUUUAUAAUCAUGGUUGGUCAGGUGACAACUGAGAUGUUUUGUCAUUGCCUGAACACACACAAACUCAGUGGUUAUUCCUGGUGGGAAGACUUGGCAACUGUAAUCUCCAUGUUUCCAUCAACGAGUUGUAUAAGGACCAUCUGGAAAAGAAACAUGCUGCCUGUUGUCUGAAAACCUUCUGUAGACACCUUCAGGAAUCGCUGGAACCAGAUUAGCUUUGGUUUAGAAACUACCGAAUAGUUACAGCAGCAAAAGCAAAGCAGUGAUGAGCAGAUCUGAGAUCAUCCUGAAUUUUAUUUCUAGCCCUGACACUUACUAGCUGGAAUGGCAUUGCUGAUAGAACCCACUUUGCAGGAUCCCCUCUGGGAGCACUAAAUGAGUGACACACUCGGAAGCUCUUCAAACAGCGCCUGGCCCAUAAUCAGCAACGUCUUGUUUUUCAUUUUACCGCCCAUCUGCAUGUGCUUGUUUCGUCAAUAUGCAACAUGCUUCAACAGUGGCAUCUACUUAAUAUGGACUCUGUUAGUUGUAGUGGGAAUUGGAUCCGUCUACUUCCAUGCAACCCUUAGUUUCCUGGGUCAGAUGCUUGAUGAACUUGCAAUCCUUUGGGUUCUGAUGUGUGCUCUGGCCAUGUGGUUCCCCAGAAGGUAUCUACCAAAGAUCUUUCGGAAUGACAGGGGCAGAUUCAAGGCGGUGGUCUGCGUCCUGUCUGCAGUUACAACGUGCCUGGCGUUUGUCAAGCCUGCCAUCAACAACAUCUCUCUGAUGACCCUGGGGGUUCCUUGCACAGCGCUGCUUGUUGCCGAGCUAAGGAGGUGUGACAACGUGCGUGUUUUUAAGCUGGGCCUCUUCUCGGGCCUCUGGUGGACCCUCGCCCUCUUCUGCUGGAUCAGUGACCGGGCCUUCUGUGAGCUGCUGUCGUCCUUCCACUUUCCCUACCUGCACUGCGUGUGGCACAUCCUCAUCUGCCUGGCCGCCUACCUGGGCUGCGUGUGCUUCGCCUACUUUGAUGCUGCCUCCGAGAUACCCGAGCAAGGCCCCGUCAUCAAGUUUUGGCCCAGCGAGAGAUGGGCCUUCAUCGGCGUCCCCUACGUGUCCCUUCUGUGCGCCAACAAGAAAUCACCAGUCAAGAUCACGUGAUGGCAUGGCAGUGGCUGGCCUCUCUGCUUAUUUUCCCUCUCGCACCUAAACUUCAUCUGCCAGCAGAGACAGCCAGGGGGAUUCGCAGAAUCGGGAGUGGGGUCUGUCUUUUAAAAAUUCGGCGCCCUUGGGUUCUAACUAGUGUGUCUGUGGGCCGCCAGGACUCCACGGUGCCUGGGGAGCAGCGGGUGUCUUCCCCUUUCCCAAAGAUGGGAAGUGGAGGGCCGAGGGGCACUAGGUGUGUCUUUUCAGUGUCACCUCCAGCUACAGUGCUCAUUGGGCUGCGUCCUUUAUGGUCAUGGCAGAGCCGUCCUGUGGGGGACCCAGCGCUGCACACACCUCGCUUCCUGGAGAGAGUUUGCUCUGGAUCCCCCCGUUCCCAUGUGCUCUCGGAGCGGACCCUCCCUUGACAGACAAAUCCUGCGCCAUACAAGACCCUCUGACUGUAUGGUGGAAGAGGCCAGAGAUUUUCAUUUGGGGAAACUGUCCUGAAACGAAAGCAAACGGAACACACACAGGGCUUGUGGCUAAGGAGGCUGGUUUCCCCCCUUGCAUCUCUCCAUAACCCAGGGUUUACAUACAUGUGUGCGUCCUUUUCCUGCUACCUCUUCUGAGAGAUGGGGCCUUGACUUUAGAUCAGGGUGAAGCUAACAAGAAAAGCCCUCUAUGCCAAAAACGACACUCCGCUUUAAGCCAUUCUUGAAGAUAAGCACAAUUUUUAAAUGCUGACACGGUCCCCGCCCAGUACCCUCAAACACACAAAGAGAAGACUAGCUACGGUGUGAGUGGUGUGAGCGUUCCAUACAGAGACCCACCCCUUUACUGCUUGACCUCUGUGACAUUGCCAACGGCCUGUGACAAUCGUGGUAGGGGUCCUGGUUCAAACUUUGGAGCAAACAUGAAGUUUUAGAAGUUGUUCUCAUUGGAAGCCUCCUGUAUGCUGUCCUAUUCUGGAAAUUAUCCUCAAGAAUCUUGCCGCUUCGUUCUUUGGUAUUUACUGUGGGAAUUACACUCCAUAUCCUCACAGUAUGAGGUGCUUCCUGUGGUUUCUCCGUGCUGGCGUUUGACCACGUGCUUUUCUUAAGUGCUGGCCUUAACUACACACUGGCUGCUUUGGGUGCAGCAGGGCAAAGCUCUUGCCUUCUGAGUUCUCACCUAAAGUGACACUGGCUGCAACUCCUGUCCUCUGGGCUGAAUGGGAGACUCCGCAUAUGUCUUCAAGGUGCGAGGUGGGAAUUCGUGACCUCAGGGGUACUCAUUUUAACUCAGGCAUCUCUUGCUUUGCAACAUUCCAUCACGGGAGAGGGCAGAACAGAUGUGUCCUUCUUGUGUGGAUGGGAAUCAUGUCACUGUCCUAAGUAUGUAAGAGUCAGGCAGUAGCAGUUUUUGGCUUGUCCGGGAACUCUUACUCUGGUUAAAAUUUGCACAGAAUUGCAGGUGAAAAGUCCAAGAAGCAACUGAAUUUAGACUUUAGAAAUGAGUGACUUUAUUCUACUUCUGUGGUUUUUAAAUUAUUUUAGCAGCAGAGCCCUGUUUGCAAUAAGAAAUCUUUAUGGA
This is a messenger RNA of Mesoplodon densirostris (Blainville's beaked whale), 2911 nucleotides long. It is a transcript of the gene ACER2, whose product is annotated as alkaline ceramidase 2. Gene Ontology annotation, molecular function: hydrolase activity, acting on carbon-nitrogen (but not peptide) bonds, in linear amides. Bases 590 to 1354 code for a protein of 254 amino acids. The record is from RefSeq and is a predicted model, not a curated record. Lineage: Eukaryota; Metazoa; Chordata; Mammalia; Artiodactyla; Ziphiidae. Gene Ontology annotation, biological process: ceramide metabolic process. The transcript has 9 exons. Gene Ontology annotation, cellular component: membrane.